Camelus dromedarius (Arabian camel) is the source of this 4713-nucleotide messenger RNA. RefSeq lists its product as uncharacterized. Bases 1334 to 2155 code for a protein of 273 amino acids. The transcript is spliced from 12 exons. The record is from RefSeq and is a predicted model, not a curated record. NCBI's taxonomy places the organism in Eukaryota, Metazoa, Chordata, Mammalia, Artiodactyla, Camelidae.
GAGGCUGCGUUUGGAACCCGGUGUGGAGACGGAGGGUCCUUUAUCCUGAGUCCCCUCAGCCUAAUCACUGUAGCUGAGUUCCAACACCACCCAGGCCCCCAGGGUGGCCGUGGAGGGAGAGCAAGCCUGGCAGGUGACCCAGGGGUCCCACUGCUGUGCCCCUCCCUUAUCUUUGUUCCCUUUCACCCCGGAAGGUGUGAUUGUCUCAUGUCAUGGUGACAAGCCAUCUCUCUUCUCUGUCAGGUGGGAUCCCCACCCCCGCUCAGCCUUCUUUCUGCAUGGAUGCUGAAGGACCAGGCUCACUUGAAGUUCUGAGUUUGAGCAGUAAGGUGGAAACAAAGAAACCAAUGGAAACAAAGAAACAAGUCAUUGUGGCAAAGCUCCCCACCACAGAGAAGCUGCCCUGAGUGGAAGGGAGGGUGUGGGCAUGCCCAUUUGUUUCGUGUCUCCCAGUGCUCUUCGCUUUCUUAUUGCAGACCUGCAUGGUUACAACAAAAUGAUCUGCAAAACUGAAAAUAUUUACUCUCUGGCUUUUACAGAAAAGGCUGACCAGCCUCUGGUUCCCGUACCGGUCAACUGAUUGGAGUACCUUUCCAGUUUGGAAACAUCUGGGCAGGCCCAGGUUUGCAAAAUUCUUUAAGAGUAGUUAUGGAGUUUUGCUUCUAAACAUUUUUAUGGCUGUAUACUUCUGAGCUGAGGUUGUGCUGUGUAAUUCUGAGCCGGGAUUUUCUCAAACUGUUUCUUAUUUCUUAUACCGGACACCCCUAAAUUCCAAGGGGAAUGGGAUGUUAAGGAAGCCAUGGAGUUUAGGAAAAAGAUACAGAUUUCAUUUCCAUUUAAGCAUCGAUGUAUCUCCAUCCUAGGCAGUAUCGGUUCUGUGGUAUUGAUAGGGGAACUAAAUAGCAACCAAAUUUAUAGAAAAUAGUGGGUCAUUGGGUACACAAGUUCUUCUUUUCAACAUUUUUGUAGUGUUUGCAGUUUAAGAUGACCGUUCCUGAGAAACAGGCAGCCUCUUAGAAUAAAAUAGCAUUUUCCCUGAACCAUACUCAAUUUUUAUUUCGUAGACAGCAGGAAGGGCAAUCACACAUCCAACACUUGGGGACCUCAAAGAUAAAACGUAACUUUCUGGGAGCACACUCCCCCCGUCUCCCUCUGCUCUUUUCACUGUCCCAUUGUCCCUGAAGGCUCUUUUGUAUCUUCUGCUCAUGACUCCAGUAACUCUUCCUUCUCGUCCCUCAGCUGGUAAGUUUACUUUUCUACUUUGACCAAGCAAACUGAAGCCAACAGAAGAGAACUUUCACCAGCAACUCCCAGCACAUCCGCUCGCCUUCUGAUGUCUGUGACCUCACUCUCGCUGCCCCACCUCUUAUUACAGAUUGAACAGGAUCCAGGGGGAAGUACCAAGCCUGUCCCAUCGGCCAUCCUGUGUGUCAUGUCCUGUGACCCAGUGGAUGCUCAGCACCCUCCAGCUGAAGAAACAGAUUGCCUUAGGUACAUGAAAGGUGAGGACACCUACUAUCCCCAUGGAGCCCAGGUGGGGCUGGGAGUCUGCUGUUUGUACAGCCGGUGGGCUCGUGUUUCUUUGGGCAUCCCUGUGCCUGAAUUCCUGCAGUACACUCGGUGCCUGUUUCCUAAUCUGCAAAACUGGAAUGAUGUUAACCAUCCCGCAGUGCAUUCCAUGGUGCAUCCUCGCCUAGAAUUGAGUGGAAGCAAGUCCAUCUCAGAAGGGACAUACCUGAAGAGAAAUGGCUUUCCAGACUCUGAAGGGCAGAGAAAGCACCAGCCUGGGUUAGAGAAAGAGAACAGCAUCUCUGAGCCCGUCCUGGGUGACCUCACAGAGAUCACCCUAGUGGCCCAGGCUAGUGACCGGGAACAUGUACCUUCCUGCAGCCAACCCCAGACGUCCACUGAUGCAUCAUAUACUGGCAAAGAUCCUGGCCUGGGGGGGCGUUGGCCGCCGGAGAUUCGCCAGAUGUUGGACUCCAGCUUAACCACCGGAAGUGGGCAGGAUGUGCUGAGGGGGCGGAGGCAGCCGCCAAGGCAGCGACGGAGGGGGCUGUCCCUGGCCAGCCGGUCAAUUUGUUCCCACCUCAACAUUUGCUGUCCCAGUUUCGCAGGACGCCCUUCUCCAGUUUAUCCUUCUCCUGGGAGGUGACAUUUUAGGUUAUUGGGUCCCAGAUUGCUGGCACACUCAUCCCUGUUCUCAAACAUCUUUUAAACUUGGGUGAAGUGAUAAGUUGGGGAAGAAGAUGAUUUACUGAAAGUCUCCCGAGAAGAGAUUCAGACUGAACAGCUUUGUGUCGGACUUUGGAAGACCGCUGGUGCCCAAGGGGUUCUCUGGCAGCACAAUGACGAAUCUAGGUCCCUCUUUCACUGCUACGUCAAUGAAGUGGACCGCUUGGACAAGGCCAAAGCUGGUAUCCCAACCAUAGCCCUUGACAGUGAUGUUCGGCUCCAGGAAGCCAUCAGAUGCAGCAGGUGGCCAGAGGAGGAGCCGAACGGGCUCAUGAAAUGUGACACCCCCAGCUUCAUCAACACGGACCAGAACUCUUCCUUUGGGGAAGAUGAUCUCCUGAUUUUGGAACCACCUAUUGUUCUAGAAAAUAAGCCAGUUGCCCAGACCUCACACAAAGACUUGAAUUGGAAAUGUGCUUUGUCAAGUAUUUCUCUGAAGAUGUGAAGUCUGUCUUUGUAUGGCAGGAAGUCCCCUUUCACAAAAUUGUAUGUGUUUGUGUCUGAGAGAGAGAAAUGGAGACAGACAGAAAGACGGAGACAGAAGAGAGCCCCCUCAGAAGAGAGCUAGUUAAGCUCUUCUGAGAUCCUCCGGCCACCCUUGCUCCAACCUGAGGACAGACCUACCGUUCCUUUCCUAGGAGGAGGAUCAACCCAUGGUGCAUUUUAUGACAAUCCUGUCCCCAGGAAUGCACGGAAGGUUAUCAGCUGAGUGAGGGGAAGUGCCUCUGUUUCUCUGUGUCCCUGUAUCUCUGUCUGCUCACAGUGCCCUGCCACCGGCUACUGAACAAGAAAAGUGCUAUUCACCAUGCUGUGUGUUUUGCAGAUGUGUUCCCAGUGGCCUGAGCCAUGCACCAGAUUUGAUGUAGGAGCUGUUCCACCAAAAGAAAUCCCUUUGCCAUAAUAUCUUUUGAGGAAAAUAUUAUUCUUUAAGGCUCUAACAGUAAAUCGUAGAACAAAGCAUGGAACAUUUAUUGUAGUUAAUACAUGUUCAUGCAAAAAGAAAUGAUAUUUUCAUUAAACAAUGUUGAUUUUAAUAACUUUUACUAAUGUGAAUAUUAUUACUCAUAAUUUAAGUAACCAAAUAAAACCACAGUUAUUUAUUAUGAAGUUUGAAAACUAUUUACACUGUCUCUCAAUUAGAGGUAGCUUUAUUAGAAGACUGAAGGGUAUUUAAAAGAUGGAAAAAUACCCAUGAUGACACCAUCAUUUUUAUUAACUAAAUAUCAAGAACUGUGCAGGGUUAAGAUUUAACCCUCUGCAAGCUGUCAAGUUAGCAUGAGGUAGUUUGUGGAUGCUGCCAGAAGACAGGAGACUCCCCCAGGUUCAGAGACAAAGAACUUCUUGCCAGCACAGCAGGCAGCUUGGGGUUCAUGUUCAUGUUGGUUCCUGAGUUUCUUUCCUUUUGCUGUUGUAACAAAGGACCACAGACUCAGUGGCUUAAAGCAAUACACAUUCAUCAUCUCACUGUUCUAUUGUGCAGAAGUGCAAAGUCAUUGUCAGUGGGCUAAAACCAACGUGUGGCCAAGGCUACGUUCCACACCGAGGCUCUAGGGAGGGAUUCGUCUUCCUACCUUUCCCAGCUUGCAGAGGUGUUCACACUCCUUGGCCCAGGGCCCUGUGUCACUGUGACCUCUGCUGCCACUUUACAUCUCUGUCUCUGACUAUAUAGAUAUAAAGGAAGAGUCUUCUACAUCUGGUAUGGACCCUUUUUCCUAAAUGGACAUUGUAUCUCUAUUUAUGUGCAGAUUAAAACCCCUUCCCUCCAGGGUGUGGUGGCAUCAGCUCACAAGAUUACCACUCUGGGCUUUAAGUGUCCUCUUUGUAUUGUCACCUGGGAACUUCUCUUUCCAUAGUUAGCUCUGUGUUACAUUUGUUGUUGUAUUUUACCCGGCAUUACUGAAAGUUUUACUUAAAAGGGAUCCUAAUUAGCUCUGUUUACCUGUUUCCAGAGCUGAAAGCUUCAGUUCUAGAGUAUCUGUUUGAUUUCUCUUAAAAAUACAUUCCAGUAUAUUUCUCUGGUGAAAGUCUUUACCCUGUUGUCUAUUCUCCCAUAAUUUCCUUAUUUUCUUGAAUAUAUUAAAAGUAUUUUAUAGCCUUUAUUGGUAACUCUGAUGCCUACAUCACCUGGGGGUUUGCAUCCUUUGUCUAAUGUUUCUUAUUCUCAUAUUAUCCGUUAUAUAGUCUUGACAUGUUGCAUGUCUUGAAAUUCUUUAUUACAUGGCAGACAUUGCAAAUGAAAAAUCCAUAUGUUAUUUUCCGUGAGAGGUUUUCUACCUUCCUGUUAGGCAAACAGGGUGAGGGACUGAUCAUGUCGCUCCAAUCAGGCGCUGAGGUGGAUCAGGACUGAAGUGCCUUUUUUCUUAAAACAGCUUUGAGGUAUACUUGGCAAAGUAAUUUUCACACGUAUAAAGUGUACAGCUAAUACGUUUUGACAUAAGUAUAUCCCCAAGAAACCAUGACCACAUUCAAGAGAGUGAA